GUACAGUUCCAGUCUUACGCGUCAGCUCCUUGCCGAAGGAGAUAUGGCGAGCGUGGCCGAAGUCUUGGGGCGGCCAUACCGCAUCUACUGGCGACAGAGCCGGCGGAGUCCAGAAGGCCUGCAGCUGCUGGAUCCGGCGAAUGCAUUGCCAAAGCCUGGAAAGUACCACGUCUUCGUCCGCGAUGGCUCCAAAGAUGUGCCGGCCGCGGUUCAACUCUCGAGUGCAGAUGGAGCUCUGUC
Symbiodinium pilosum is the source of this 240-nucleotide messenger RNA. Lineage: Eukaryota; Dinophyceae; Suessiales; Symbiodiniaceae. The record is from the annotation of a GenBank genome assembly.